AUGAAGUACCGAUCAACUCGCGGGCAAGCCAAGGACUAUACCUUUGAGGAAGCCGUUAUGGCUGGACUGUCACCCGAUGGUGGUCUGUUCAUUCCUCACCACAUUCCCGCUUUACCUGCCAACUGGCGUUCUCAGUGGAAAAACCUUUCUUUCCAGCAGUUAGCCGUGGAACUGCUUUCCUUGUAUAUCGAUGCCUCGGAAAUCCCUCGUGAAGAUCUUCAAACGCUCGUUGAACGUUCCUACUCAACAUUCCGUCACGACGAUGUCACUCCUCUGGCCAAAGUGCGAGACGGUUUCUAUGUCAUGGAACUGUUCCACGGUCCCACUUUCGCCUUCAAGGACGUCGCACUUCAAUUCGUUGGCAACUUGUUCGAAUAUUUCUUACGUCGUCGCAAUAAUGCCGAACCUGAAGGCAGCAAGAAUAAGCACCGACUCACCGUUGUAGGCGCUACUUCCGGGGAUACUGGCAGUGCUGCUAUCUACGGUUUAACCGGAAAGGAAAAUAUCGAUGUUUUCAUUCUUCAUCCUCGUGGCCGCGUGAGCCCUAUUCAGGAAGCGCAAAUGACGACGGUGUUGGAUAAGAACGUUCACAACUUGGCUGUCGAAGGUACUUUUGACGAUUGUCAGGAUAUUGUCAAGAAUCUGUUUGGCAACAAGGAAUUCAACGAUCGUCAUCAUUUGGGUGCUGUGAAUUCGAUCAACUGGGCUCGUAUUCUCGUGCAAACCAUCUAUUACUUCCAUGCUUAUUUCAACCUGUUGCGCACUCACGGCGAGGAGAACAUGGAUAAGAUUCAUCUGAACUUCUCGGUGCCUACCGGUAACUUUGGUGACAUCCUUGCUGGUUACUAUUCCUACCGCAUGGGCUUGCCCGUCCACAAAUUGAUCGUCGCCACCAAUGCCAACGAUAUCUUGUACCGUUUCUUUGAAUCGAAUGCUUAUGAAAAGCAAACCGGUGCCGAUGGCGGUGUAAAGGAAACUUUAAGUCCUGCGAUGGACAUUUUGGUCUCAUCUAACUUUGAGCGUCUUUUGUGGUACCUUGCUCGUGAAACCAAGGCUGACGGCGGACGUACCGAAGUGGCAGAAGAAGAUACCAAGUUGAACGAAACAAUGAGCGACCAAGCAGGUCAAACCGUCAACCAAUGGAUGCAGGAACUCAAGCAGAACGGUGUGUUCCGUGUCAGCAAUGAAGUCGUCCUUCAUGCCCGCAAAGUGUUCGAUGCUGCCAAUGUCACGGAUCAAGAAACUUUGUCAACCAUUCGUGCCUUUUACCAGAACGAAUCGUAUGUUUUGGAUCCUCACACUGCAGUGGGUGUGGCGGCGGCCGAACGUAUUUCUGAAAAGGAAAAGUAUGCCGUGUAUCCCAAUGGUCCCGAAGUUAUGGUGUGCUUGGCUACGGCCCAUCCUGCCAAGUUCUCCGACGCUGUAGAGGAAGCCUUGAACACCGUGGAAGGAUUCGAUUUCAAUAAGGAAGUGUUACCACCUCAAUUUGUUGGUCUCUUGGAAAAAGAACGAUCCGUGGUGGCUGUGGAACGAGCGGAUCCCGAGCUUGUCAUGCAAGUCAUUGAACGCGAGUUAAUAAAAUAG
Messenger RNA from Radiomyces spectabilis, 1584 nucleotides. Its product is annotated as threonine synthase. NCBI's taxonomy places the organism in Eukaryota, Fungi, Mucoromycota, Mucoromycetes, Mucorales, Radiomycetaceae. The record is from RefSeq and is a predicted model, not a curated record. The transcript is spliced from 2 exons. The coding region runs from base 1 to 1584 and encodes 527 amino acids. Gene Ontology annotation, biological process: L-threonine biosynthetic process. Gene Ontology annotation, molecular function: pyridoxal phosphate binding; threonine synthase activity.